AAAACUCCGCCCCCCUUUCACCUCGAUUUUUCCCUUCUCUCUCCCCCCGAUCUGCGGCUCAAGUCUUCGAACUCUCACACCGCCAUCUCAAUACGGCAUUCCCCUCCCUUUUUAAGACAUAUAAAACCUCUACUCCCCGCCAAAACCCCUUUUGAAAGACACCCUUCUCUCCAUUCGUCCUUCACUUCGUCUGCUCCUUCUCUCCCUCGCUAGGGUUUCCCGCCCCAGUCUAUGGGGGACGAAGCGAGGGAGCGUAUCGCUUCCGCUACGCAGGCCGACGCAGCACCGCAUCCUCCGCCAGCGAAGAAACGAAGAGGAAGAGAAGAGGAGCUGCGGAGAGUGGCGCAGAUCAUGAUGGUGCUGUCGGCGAUGGUGGAGAUGAGAGCGGGGAAGGAUCCGACCGCGGCGGAGAAGGCUUUGGCGGCGGAGGCGAGAGAGAGGUUAGCUCGGUUAUGUGAGGAGGUUCGGCCUAAGGACUUGUUCUCCAGUGAGGCCGUCAGGGUCAUGGUUGAGGAUCUGGGGUUGAAUCGAUCGAGGGACCCGGUGCUGGCGUUCCGGCCUAAGAUUUCUAUCGCCGAGAGAGUGCAACAAACCAAGAAAAAGAUGGAAGAGUCACGAGACCAUACAGCUUCUGCUCAUGCUUCUGUACCUCAUUCAGCUAGCUUUGGUCCAAGCUCUGAAUCGCAUGGAUCCCAAAGAUUAAUUGCUAGUAAACCGAGUCCAAUGGUAUUGACAGCUGGAGGUUUUCCCAAUAAUUCAGCUGCACAUAUUCCUGCUCUAGCUUCUUCCUCUAUGAAACAGACACCAAUGAGUGAAGCACAGACUGCUCUUGUAAAAUUAUCUUCCAUAAAAGAUUCAUCUUCAGUUGCAACAUCAAGUGUCGAAGCUGUAAAUCAAAGGCUAGAUGCACGGAUCAAUGGACCAACUUAUUUUACACUUGUUCGACCUACUGCUGCUACCAAUUACCUAAUGGAAAAGCCUUCAGCUUCAGGGAUAUCAACAUCUGCUGCUCUAGCAACACAAAAUCCAGAUGUUAAUUCACAGGGUAAUCAUGAAGUGAAAGCCAUUCAGGCUUCACACCAGAUGAUGAAAGCACAUGAUACAAAAGGUCCUGUGGUUCAUGCAACGCAAGUAAACAUGGUCAUAGGAAAUCAAACUUCACAAGGUUUAACAUUUGUGCAUGUACCUUCUUUUAUCAGCAAUCACAAUGAAAUUGCUAAAAGUGUGAUGGGUGUUGUGCAAACAAAGGUUCCUGAUUGUCCAAACUUACCACUUCCGUCAACUGAAUACAUAACCAAACCUCUUAAUUGCCAAGUAUGUAAGAUAAUUAUUACUGAUGUGGAAAGUUUACUUGUUUGUGAUGCUUGUGAGAAAGGAAUUCACUUGAAGUGCCUUCAAUUGAAUGGCACCAAAAUCAUUCCAAAAGCCGAUUGGCACUGUCCAAAAUGCUUGUCAGCAAACAAUGGCAAGCCAUUUCCACCAAAAUAUGGUCGUGUUACUCGGAAUAUUCCUUCAGUGACGACUACUUCCAGUGGAGGUGGAACCAUAUUGGCAGAGAAGAAUGGGGAAAUUCCAGAAGCCAAGUUUAAAUAUCAGAAGUCAAUGGAAAAUGAGAAUUUGAGCUCAUCCAGUGUUGUCCAAGUGUUAAAUAUGAAUGGGAAGAGAAACGGAGAAGGGAUGUAUUCAGGAACAUCAAUCAGUGACUUGGAGGAAAAAAGUGGGUUGGCAUCUGCCAUACAUGGAGCACAAAUUGGAAUUUCUGAUGGUCAAACUGCAAGAAUCAAAUCACCAGAAACAGAGGGAACGAAACCUGCUUCUGAUUCUCAAUCCAGGAACUUUGAUGAGCUUCCCGAGCAAAGCUCAUUGUUUACAUCUGAGAUGCAGAGAUCUGUCUCUGGAUCUAUGCCAGAUAUAGAACAAGCAAAAUACCUUUGUUCUAACCAAAAACAUGAAACUGUUGUCAAAACUGCUUGUCAGUCUCAGUUAACCAGUGACUUGCGGACUAUUAAAGAAGUAGAUGUUCCAAUUCGUGCUGAAUCUGCAGAUGAUCUAAUGCUAAAACCAAGCAAAAUGGUAACUGAUGAUUUAAAAGAAUUUCCUAAAUCACCAGAAGCAUUUUCAAAUCAAGUGCUAGAAGUCAGUUUAGAGGGUGAACAUGGUUCUCAGAUGAUGUGUGGCCAAAUUCUUCAGAAUGAGAGUGAUUCUGGCAACUCAUUAGUAGAAGAACUGCAAAGAUUAGAUUGGGUUGGUGAUAUCCUUGAGGUUGCGGAGAAUAGAGCUUAUUAUAGGUCUUGUCGCAUUAAUGGCUGUAUCAUCAACCUUCAAGAUAAUGUUAUAGUUUCUACCAACAGCAAGAACUUCUAUCCAGCGAAACUUCUGUCUUUGUGGGAAGACAAUAAAGUUUGUUCAAAGUUAGCCAUUGUGAAUGAGUAUUACUUGCCUGGUAAUCUUCCCGAGGGUGUUGGUCAACCUUCAACUCCUGUGAAAGAUGAGGUGUAUGCUUCAGAUAGAAGAAGCACAAUUUUGGCUUGUUCGAUUUAUGGUUUAUGUGAUGUUCUACCUGAAGACAAAUUUAGGGAGGAAACGGACAGAAGAAAUCUUUUAGCAGACAAGGCUGAUGCCCUACAUUCAGUUUUUAUGUGCAAAUGGAUAUUUGAUGAAUCUAAGCGCAUCUUCCAAAAUUAUGAUCAAUUUUUAUGAUGCUGUGAUUUUAGUUCUGUCCUUCACACUUACCAGACGUGCUAGAUCAAGAAUGAAUAUUUUUAAACUAGGUAUUGAUAUCUUCUUCCUUGAUGCGUCAUUGGAGGUUGACAGCGUCAUGCCCCUCUAUCGUAUUAUUUGGUAGCUCCUUUCUGCAAUCAGAUUCUUUUUACAUCUUUAGGCUCAUAGUAUCAGUAGUACUUCGUGUAAGAUAUCUAAAUCAUUUGGCUUUUAGGUCAACUUUUUGUUAUUUAUCUAUACAUCAAUACACUAAUUUUUCUCCCCACAAUCAAAUUUCGGAAGGGAAAGGCAAACGACCAGUAAUUUGAACUGAAUGAGAGAAACAAAGUUUAGAUGAAGCAAUUUUAUGCUGAUAGGAUAGAUCUGCUCGGUCUUCGAUCUUUAAGCAGUUUAGGUUCCUGUUUUUAUUUUUAUUUUUAUUUUGGAACGGGGUAUCCAUCCGCUGCCACCUCCAAAAGAGUGCUUAGCGGCGUGACUAAUCUUCUUCUGACUUAGAAGAGGCACCCAUUUUAGAAACCUCCUGCCCCGGACUUGAUUGGGCCCCACUUAAGAGGCGCUGUCGCUCUAGUCAGGUUCCUGCUUGAUUGAGGGUUUCAUAAGGCGUGUACUUUGAGUGAGUAGGUUUUAGUCACACUAAUAUGAUGUAUUUAAAAGCUUAUAUAAAACAAAUAGAAACUUAAUUUUACAUUUGUAGGAAAAAUAAUCUGCAUAUUAAA
Molecule: messenger RNA, 3437 nt
Organism: Dendrobium catenatum
Lineage: Eukaryota; Viridiplantae; Streptophyta; Magnoliopsida; Asparagales; Orchidaceae
Exons: 8
Coding region: 232-2700 (822 amino acids)
Molecular function (GO): chromatin binding
Source: RefSeq, a predicted model, not a curated record